Messenger RNA from Torulaspora globosa, 759 nucleotides. It is a transcript of the gene DOC1, whose product is annotated as anaphase promoting complex subunit DOC1. The record is from RefSeq and is a predicted model, not a curated record. Gene Ontology annotation, cellular component: anaphase-promoting complex. Lineage: Eukaryota; Fungi; Ascomycota; Saccharomycetes; Saccharomycetales; Saccharomycetaceae. Gene Ontology annotation, biological process: protein K11-linked ubiquitination; anaphase-promoting complex-dependent catabolic process. The coding region runs from base 1 to 759 and encodes 252 amino acids. The transcript has a single exon.
AUGGGCGCCAAGAUGGACAGCGAGCAGAUCGAGGCAAUCCUGGAUAAGUUGGCUCCCUCAGCGGCGCUUAAGCCGACCACCUUGAGACGCAGUAAGAGAGUGGUCCUGGAUGACACAGUCGGAGACGAAAAUACGAGACGGAUGUUUGUGAAUGGGAUCCAGGAGGAGUCGCAAUUCGCGGCUAUGACACCAGAAAAGCUGGCAACAAGGUUUACACAAGGCUUGCAGCUAUUCGACUAUGAGAACAUGACCGACGUGAGCCGUCUGGCCCACUGGAAGGCCUCCUCGUCUAAGCCCGGGAACCCCAUCGAGAAUGCAUUAGACGACGAUCCCGAGACGUUCUGGCAGAGCGACGGCUCGCAACCCCACCAAAUCGAGGUUUAUUUCAGCAAGCGCAUGAGCAUCGUUCAGCUGAUGCUUUACUUCUCCCUCAUCGCGGAUGAGUCGUACACGCCAAGGUUUGUCUGCAUUUACGCGGGCCACUCGCCAUCAGACGCACUUUUCUACAAGACCCUCGAGGUGAGGAACGUCAAUGGAUGGGUAUCUCUGACCUUCGAAGACAGCAGACCGCACGACAAGCUGUUGAAGUGCCAGUAUCUCAGAUUUGUGUUCCCGGCGAACCACGAAAACGGUAAGGACACCCAUCUGAGAGGAAUACGGGUCUUUGCGCCAUCCAAGAAGCUCUCAAUGGCCUCCACAGAGCUCAUACAAUGCUUUGGCCACGGCAGUAAGCUUAUGAGUGAGUGCUCGUUAAGAUGA